Molecule: messenger RNA, 1218 nt
Organism: Fraxinus pennsylvanica
Lineage: Eukaryota; Viridiplantae; Streptophyta; Magnoliopsida; Lamiales; Oleaceae
Source: the annotation of a GenBank genome assembly
AUGGCAUUCGUUUCAAUCUCUUUCAUUUCUCUCAUUUUCUGUCUACUAAUUCAAUCCCUAGCUGCCUCCUCCUCUCGAGUUCAAGACCCCGAAUUGGUCGUCCAAGAAGUUCACACACAACUCAAUGCCUCGAGGAGGAAACUGGGAUUUCUCUCUUGCAACACUGGGAAUCCCAUCGAUGAUUGCUGGAGGUGCGAUGCCAAUUGGGAGCGGAAUCGCCAGAAGCUAGCGGAUUGCGCGAUAGGAUUUGGAAAGAAUGCUGUUGGUGGAAGAGAUGGAAAAAUAUACGUCGUUCGGGAUUCUGGGGACUACGAUGUGGUCAACCCAAAGCCGGGGACUCUCCGACAUGCCGUCAUCCAAGAAGAGCCAUUGUGGAUCAUAUUUGCUAGAGAUAUGGUAAUCCGAUUGAAAGAAGAACUUAUUAUGAAUUCAUUCAAGACAAUUGAUGGUAGAGGUGCAAGUGUACACAUUGCUGGUGGUCCAUGCAUUACUGUUCAGUAUGUGACUAACAUUAUCAUACAUGGAAUACACAUACACGACUGUAAACAAGGAGGGAAUGCUAUGGUGAGGAGCACCACUAAGCACUUUGGUUGGAGGACUAUAUCUGACGGUGAUGGUGUGUCAAUCUUUGGUGGAAGCCACGUGUGGGUCGAUCAUUGCUCCUUGUCAAAUUGCCACGAUGGAUUGAUUGAUGCCAUUCAAGGCUCCACUGCAAUUACAAUUUCAAACAACUAUAUGACUCACCAUGACAAAGUUAUGCUUUUGGGACAUAGUGAUUCUUACUAUGGAGACAAGAACAUGCAAGUUACUAUUGCUUUCAACCACUUUGGAGAAGGGCUUGUCCAAAGAAUGCCGCGGUGCAGACAUGGUUACUUCCAUGUAGUGAACAAUGACUACACCCAUUGGGAAAUGUAUGCCAUAGGAGGAAGUGCUGCUCCAACAAUUAACAGCCAAGGCAACAGAUUUCUUGCCCCUAACGAAAGAUUCAGCAAAGAGGUGACGAAGCACGAGGAUGCACCAGAGAGCGAGUGGAAGAAUUGGAAUUGGAGAUCGGAAGGUGACCUAAUGUUGAAUGGAGCAUUCUUUAUCCCUUCUGGUGCUGGAGCAUCAUCGAGCUAUGCUAGGGCUUCAAGCUUAGGUGCAAAGCCAUCUUCACUUAUCAGUUCCAUCACCUCUGGCGUCGGCGCACUCAACUGUCGGAAGGGCUCUCAUUGCUGA